Molecule: messenger RNA, 186 nt
Organism: Eremothecium gossypii ATCC 10895
Lineage: Eukaryota; Fungi; Ascomycota; Saccharomycetes; Saccharomycetales; Saccharomycetaceae
Product: AFR463W-Ap
Exons: 1
Coding region: 1-186 (61 amino acids)
Source: RefSeq, marked provisional
AUGACCGACAACAAGAAGCAACCCGACGAGAAACUGCCCUCCUACGAGGAGGCCACGCGCGCCCAGCCCGAGCCGCCGGCGCCGCCGCGCAGCCUACGCUACGUCCACCUGCCCAAUCCCCGCGGCAGCCCCAACUACCCUGGCCAGCACGUACUUUCCUACUCCGCGGACCACUCAGGCGUGUAG